Messenger RNA from Musa acuminata subsp. malaccensis (wild Malaysian banana), 2714 nucleotides. RefSeq names its product probable protein phosphatase 2C 26. The record is from RefSeq and is a predicted model, not a curated record. NCBI's taxonomy places the organism in Eukaryota, Viridiplantae, Streptophyta, Magnoliopsida, Zingiberales, Musaceae. Gene Ontology annotation, biological process: protein dephosphorylation. Gene Ontology annotation, molecular function: protein serine/threonine phosphatase activity.
GGUUGAUUUGGGUGGGGAUGGAGUGAGCCGUCUAGCCUUCCCCGUCUCCUUCCGCCAGAGAAGAUAGCAGAGCGGAGUGCGCGUGUCAGCGAGGGAUUUGUUGGGGAUCGAUCGCCAUGGGGAGCGGCGCCUCCCGUCACGGCCUCCUUCACUGCCUCCGCCCAUCCGCUGGCGCCGCCGAUGUCGGCGACUCCGACGGCGGUCGCCCGACCUUCGAGCUCGGCCCGCUGGAGGAGACCCUCGGCCAUUCCUUCUGCUACGUCCGCUCCUCCUCCCCGGUCCACUCUCGCGCCUCCUCCGUCUCCUCGGCUGGCGGCGACGGAGGCGGGGAGACCGCCUUCAAGACCAUCUCCGGCGCCUCGGUCUCCGCCAACUCUUCCGCCCCUCUCCCGCUCUACGACGCCGCUGGCCGGCCGCACCCCGCCGGGUUCCGGAGCUCCUCGUCCUUCUCAGCUCUUCCGCUCCAGCUCUCCGCCGCUGGAUGCGGCGGCGGCUGCGCGGCAUCCGGGCCGCUCGAUCGCGGGUUCUUCAUGUCCGGCCCGAUCGAGCGCGGGGCGCUUUCCGGGCCCCUGGAGCCCGUUCCCUUCUCCGGUCCUCUCGUGAAGAAGAAGCGCCGAGGCAUCGCCAGGAGGUUCCGUAAGCCGCUGCUUCUCCGGCGGAGCAUCUCGGAGAAGAACCGUCCGUGGGUUUUCCCCCUCCGCAGCUUCCCGUCGCGGCAAGGCGAUCAGCAAGAAGACCCCGCCGCGGCCGCCACCGAGGGAAACGUGCAGUGGGCCCACGGGAAGGCUGGGGAGGACCGGGUCCACGUGGUCGUCUCCGAGGAGCAGCGGUGGCUCUUCGUCGGGAUCUACGACGGGUUCAAUGGGCCGGAAGCCCCUGAAUUUCUCGUCGGCAAUCUCUACCGUGCGGUGUUCAACGAGCUCCGAGGUCUGUUUUGGGAAGAGGUGGAGGAGGGUGGCGCUGAGGAUGAGGGCUUAGAGGAAGGGAGCGAGAAAAAGGUCACCUUUCAAGAAGAUUCCAAGGUCGCAAGGCGGCUGUGGGAAUUCCUCGCCGAGGGUCACGGCGAUGGUGAAUUGGACUUCUCCGCAGGGUCGGGCGGGUUCGCGUUCACUCUGUCGAAGCUGAGGUAUGGGAUCGGGAGCUGGCGGAAGGAGGGUCGGAGAAUGUGGUUCCCCAAGUACAGAUAUGAUUCGGAAGCGAAGGCCAAGGAGAUCAAGGAAGUGACGGGCAGAAGCAGACGCAGGAGGAGAAAGAAGGGCCCUGUCGCAGAACACGGGCUGGUGUUGGCAGCGCUUGCACGAGCGUUGGAGGUCACCGAGGUGGAAUACUUGGAGAUGACGGAUAGGGUGAUGGAUUGCAAUCCUGAGUUGGCGCUGAUGGGAUCCUGCCUGCUGGUGGUCUUGAUGAGGGAUGAGGACGUGUAUGUGAUGAAUGUGGGAGACAGCCGGGCAAUCGUGGCACAGUAUAGACCACAGGGGCACAUCGAAGGGAGAAACAAUGGUAGCUUUGGGGCAGAUUUGGAGAAGGCCAAUGUGAACGAGGCAAACAAAGGAGUUGAGGGGAAUGGAGAGAGUAUGGAGAUUGAAGGUUUGAGUAGAGGAGUGAUAGAACUGGGGGCAUUGCAGCUAUCAACUGAUCAUAGUACGAGCAUUGAAGAGGAAGUCCUUAGGAUAAGACGAGAACAUCCAGAUGACAAUAAAUGCAUUUUCAAUGAUAGAGUAAAGGGGCGACUGAAAGUCACACGAGCUUUUGGUGCUGGUUACCUCAAGCAGCCCAAAUGGAACAAUGCAUUAUUGGAAAUGUUUCGGAAUGAGUACAUCGGAACCGCACCAUAUAUAUCUAGUACACCUUCGCUUUGUCACCAUAAACUGGGAGCAAACGAUCACUUCUUGAUUCUCUCUUCUGAUGGUCUUUAUCAGUAUCUGAGCAAUGAAGAGGUUGUAUUACAUGUUGAAAGUUUCAUGGAGAGAUUUCCAGAUGGAGAUCCUGCCCAAAGUUUAAUAGAAGAACUACUCUUCCGUGCAGCCAAUCAAGCUGGUUUAGACUUCUGUGAACUAUUGGAUAUACCUCAGGGGGAUCGCCGAAAGUACCAUGAUGAUGUUACCGUGAUGGUUAUAUCUCUCGAAGGGAGAAUAUGGAAGUCAUCAGGAAAAUGUGUCGCAUGCUAGGAACUGGAUGGUUUUUGUGCUUUUGGUUUGACACAACUCCCUUGCAUUACACUGCUGAUUCAUCUUUCACAAUGAUAAAUGUUGACAAGCCAUCACCCCAAAGUACAAGAUCAAAUAUGUCUAAACCAGAAACAUCACCGGUUGGCGCCUGUCGAUGUUGCUCAUCAACCGGUUGACAGAAUUGGUGUGAGACAAGGAGAAGAUGGAGUAUACCCAGGAAGAGGCACAAAGAGGCUCUCAUGUCUCAUUGCUUUGUAAAGCUUUUCGAGAGGACGGUUUACAUGCGAAUGAUAUACAGACGUUGGGCCUUUCCCACUUCAUCAAAAUGACAUGUACUGCAAUCUCUUGGGAUUGCUCUCAGCAAAGCAAGAUUUCCCAAAGUUAUAAAUUCUUUUGGCAGAACUGUGUGAGUUUAUGUAGCAAGAACGUUGUUCAGCAAGUGCAGUGUGUUGUACUCCAUCAAGGGAUCAAAAUGCAUCAAUGAACAGAACAUCGAGCACCAUGACUUCAUGAUUGCUUGACAACGUAUCAAAUUCUUGACUCGAA